Messenger RNA from Cooperia oncophora, 222 nucleotides. The record is from the annotation of a GenBank genome assembly. NCBI's taxonomy places the organism in Eukaryota, Metazoa, Nematoda, Chromadorea, Rhabditida, Trichostrongylidae.
AUGCACUCCGAAGUGUUAGAUCGGUCCCAGUGCGGCAACCAUAGCCUGAGAAUGGAGAUAGAAGGACUGAGGAGAGCCUUGCACUGGUUGAUCAUGCAAGGAUUAGAAAUAGCAUCCCUCACGACGGACAGAAGCCGGAGCUUUGGUUGCGUACUGGAUGAAGUAGAGCGUGUACACGGUACCGCUAUUGAGCAUUAUUUUCGAUGGACUGGCAUCUCGUGA